GCCAAGGCAGUGGCUGGCCCUGGAUUACACAAGUGCAGACACUCCGCUAAGUGAGGGUUUCAUCACGGUAAAAUCACGUUUUGGAAUCGAUGGUCUCAGAAGAAAAACAGAGGACUGAGUAAGGUCCUAACCCAGGAGCUAAAUCCAUGCAGACAGACCCCUACACCUCCACAGGCUUCUACUGAAGAAUCACCACCAAGCUGGAGCAAACAAGUAAAAGCAUUGACUCAAGUGCCCACAUGAUCACCACCGCCAGGGUACCUGCUGAUAAGCCGGUACGAAUUGCCUUCAGCCUUAAUGAUUCCCCAGAUGACGCUUCCCCUGAAAGCUUCUCUUUGGCAUUUCCAGAACUAGAUCAGCAGCUGCAGCCUCUGCCUCCUUGUCAUGACUCUAAGGAAUCUAUGCAGGUGUAUAAACAGCACUGCAAAAUAGCAGAAGAGUACCACGAGGUCAAGAAAGAAAUUGCUCUGCUGGAAGAAAGAAAAAAGGAGCUGAUUGCCAGACUGGAACAAGUGGAAAAGGAAAGCAUGGAUGCUGCUCGGCUGGCUAAGGAGUAUGCAGAACUGACAGAGGAGAACCGGACACUGAAGCUGGCCCAGACGCAGUGCGUGGAGCAACUGGAAAAGCUCAGGAUACAGUACCAAAAAAGACAGGGCUCCUCAUAACUCCCAACUAGCUCAUGGGAGGCAGCUCAUACAGGAAUGGUCCUGUGCUGGAAAGAGAUUUUAAAAUAAAGAUCUGUUUAAUAUGUUGCAACACUUUACUACAGAGUACAUAGAAGUCUGAAUUUGGUUUAAUACUUGCCACCCAGUAGCUUAAUAUAAUGGAUAUUUCAUCCAUUAUAUAAUGAAUGUUUUAUUUCAAGUAACAUAAUUGAAGUUAAUCUAUCCCCAUUAUAUGUUCUAGUGGAUCAGGUUUCUUUUCUAAACAUAUUUCUUCCAAUUUAAGAAGAUAUGGACACACUAGAAAAUUAUAUAAAUAGUCUCUGUGUUGGAAAUUUGGAUCAUACUAAGGACUGGGACAAUGUUAAUAUAUGGAAUACAUGUAUGUUAAUUUUAGUUUGGUAAAUUCUUUUUAAAUUAUUUUCUUCAUGCAUAAAGUGUUUGGAAGUUAUUUUGAAGCAGAUCUCCUUACUAGUAAAAACUAUACUUCAUGUCAACUUCACACUGUUGUAUAAAAUCUGAAAAACUGCACAUUAAAAAUUGAAGUAACAAAAUCAUUUUUAUCAAACAAGUGGACUGCAGUGAUAAUUUGCAAGUUAUAAAAUUAAAAGGAAAUAGAUGGAAACUUUCCUUCCUUAAGUGUAAAGAUUACUUGAGUGUCUGUUUAUUGUACUUUUAGGCAUGCAAGAAAUGAAAAAUUAAUACAAGAAUCAUAAUUUCAUCAUAGUUUCAACUGAGACUAUGUCAGUAAAAUUAUUGUAAGGAUCUUUUGUUCUUAAUUUCUGGUCUAUUUUGAAGCAUAAGUGGUUGUAAGUAGGGACAGGAGUUCUGUGAUACACAAAUAACUGGGAAGUAAAAUGUCAGUUUUACUUGCUCUAUUUAUCCCUGUAUUUUCUUAGAUCAACUUAAAAAUCUUCAUUACACUUCCAUUUCUAUUCAUAGAGCAGUUUUUUCAUUAAAAGUGGA
Molecule: messenger RNA, 1628 nt
Organism: Onychostruthus taczanowskii (white-rumped snowfinch)
Lineage: Eukaryota; Metazoa; Chordata; Aves; Passeriformes; Passeridae
Gene: MAP3K7CL
Product: MAP3K7 C-terminal like
Exons: 6
Coding region: 240-665 (141 amino acids)
Cellular component (GO): nucleus; cytosol
Source: RefSeq, a predicted model, not a curated record